CCCUUUGAACUGCGGUGGCGGGUGGGCUCACUGUAUCCUGCACCUUUCAGAGUAGGGGCCGCCAUCACCAUGGUCACUGCUGCGAGUCGGCCGUGCGCCGGCGGGCCGCGGGACAUCCUGUGGCGCGUUUUGGGCUGGAGGAUAGUUACAAGUAUUGUCUGGUCAGUGCUGCUUCUGCCCAUCUGUACCACAGUAUUUGUCAUCUUCAGCAGCAUUGAUUUAUUUCAUCCUAUACAGUGGCUGUCUGAUUCUUUCAGUGAUCUGUAUAGUUCCUAUAUAAUCUUUUACCUUCUGCUGCUGUCAGUGGUAAUAGUAAUAAUAAGUAUUUUCAAUGUGGAGUUCUAUACAGUUGUGCCUUCCAUUCCCUGCUCGAGACUGGCACUGAUAGGGAAGAUCAUUCAUCCUCAGCAGCUCAUGCACUCCUUUAUUCAUGCUGCAAUGGGAAUGAUGAUGGCUUGGUGUGCUGCGGUGAUAACCAAGGGUCAAUACAGUUUUCUUGUGGUUCCCUGCUCUGCUACUGAGAGCUUAGAUAGCCCUGCUGCACAAACUUGCUUAAAUGAGUAUCACCUUUUUUUUCUGCUGGCUGGAGCAUUUAUGGGCUGUAGCUAUAGCCUCCUGUAUUUUAUUAACAACAUGAACUAUCUUCCAUUUCCCAUCAUACAGCAAUACAAGUUCUUGCGCUUCAGGAGGUCUCUGCUUUUGCUAGUUAAGCAUAGUUGUGUGGAAUCGCUGUUCCUGCUUAGAAAUUUCUGCAUUGUGUAUUAUUUUCUUGGCCACAUUCCCAAAGCUUGGAUUAGCACUGCUAUGGACCUUCAGUUAGAUGAGCAGUUUCAUAGGCCUCUUGACACUGUGAGUGGCCUCUUGAAUCUCUCAUUACUCUACCAUGUCUGGCUCUGUGGUGUCUUUGUCCUGAUGACUUGGUACAUCUCGUGGAUACUCUUCAAAAUCUAUGCCACAGAGGCUCAUCUGUUCCCUGUUCAACCACCAUUUUCAGAAGAGUCAUAUGAAUGCCUCCCGAAAGUUUUAAACAGCAAUCCUCCCCUCAUCAUAAAGUAUUUGGCCUUGCAGGACCUGAUGUUGCUUUCUCAAUAUUCUCCUUCACGAAGACAAGAAGUGUUUAGCCUUAGCCAGCCAGGUGGACAUCCCCACAGUUGGACAGCCAUUUCAAGAGAGUGUUUGAAUCUUUUAAAUGAUAUGACUCAGAAACUUGUACUCUAUCAAGAAGCUGCUGCUACAAAUGGGAGAGUGAUGUCUUCAUCCUACCCAGUGGAACCUAAGAAAUUGAAUUCUCCAGAAGAAACUACUUUUCACACCCCAAAAUCUAGCCAGAUGCCUCGGCCUUCAAUGCCAUCAUUAAUUAAGACGUCAUUGUUCUCCUCAAAAUUGUCUGCACCUGAUGUUGCAAGUCCCCUGGCGAACCCAUUUGGCUCUAGUGUAGUGAAUCGGAUGGCUGGGAUUUUUGAUGUAAGCACGUGCUAUGGGUCACCUCAGAGUCCUCAGCUUACAAGAAGAGGGCCAAGAUUAUGGACUUCGGCUUCUGGUCAGCAAAUGACUGAAUAUUCUAAUCCUUCUCCAUCUACCUCUGUUAGUGCUGAGGGUAAGACAGUGAGACAGCCCAAUGUGAUUUAUUCAUGGAUUCAGAAUAAACGUGAACAGAUUAAGAAUUUCUUAUCAAAACGGGUGCUGCUAAUGUAUUUUUUCAGUAAGCACCCAGAGGCCUCCAUUCAGGCUGUUUUUUCAGAUGCCCAAAUGCAUAUUUGGGCAUUAGAAGGUCUGUCUCACUUAGUAGCAGCAUCAUUUACAGAAGAUAGAUUUGGAGUUGUCCAGACUACACUACCAGCUAUUCUUAAUACUUUGUUGACGCUACAAGAGGCAGUUGACAAGUACUUCAAGCUUCCUCAUGCUUCCAGUAAACCACCUCGGAUUUCAGGAAGCCUAGUGGACACUUCUUAUAAAACAUUAAGAUUUGCCUUUAGAGCAUCACUAAAAACUGCCAUCUAUAGAAUAACUACUACAUUUGGUGAACAUCUGAAUGCUGUGCAAGCAUCUGCAGAACAUCAGAAAAGACUUCAACAGUUCUUGGAGUUCAAAGAAUAGUUAAGUAAUAUAAACUGUGUUCAUUACACUGCUGAUACAACUACAGAUGGGACAGUAAAUGUUCAGCAUUCUUGGAUCAGAAGAAAAUGGACUAAUUAGAUGCUUCCUUUGUCGUGGUGGUUGCUUUGAAAACUAUACUUUAAUGGGAGAAAUCAUGGAAAGAAAUUCUCAACAGAAUAACCGAAAACUGCCUUUUCUGUACCGAUUACUUUUUGUGUGUGUGGUAUAAUAAAAUCUUUAUUCAAUUUUACAGAAGCAUCUAUGGCAGUAGAAAUGUUUGUAGCUUAUAUAGCUUAAUAAUAAUAACUAGAAAAUUUUUAGAGUUUACUUUUGAGAGGAGUAGAGUCAGCUCAG
Eubalaena glacialis (North Atlantic right whale) is the source of this 2451-nucleotide messenger RNA. It is a transcript of the gene NDC1, whose product is annotated as NDC1 transmembrane nucleoporin. NCBI's taxonomy places the organism in Eukaryota, Metazoa, Chordata, Mammalia, Artiodactyla, Balaenidae. Gene Ontology annotation, cellular component: nuclear pore transmembrane ring. Bases 70 to 2097 code for a protein of 675 amino acids. The transcript has 18 exons. Gene Ontology annotation, biological process: nuclear pore organization. The record is from RefSeq and is a predicted model, not a curated record. Gene Ontology annotation, molecular function: protein-macromolecule adaptor activity.